This is a messenger RNA of Nematostella vectensis (starlet sea anemone), 1089 nucleotides long. RefSeq names its product trimeric intracellular cation channel type 1B.2. NCBI's taxonomy places the organism in Eukaryota, Metazoa, Cnidaria, Anthozoa, Actiniaria, Edwardsiidae. The transcript has 6 exons. The coding region runs from base 16 to 888 and encodes 290 amino acids. The record is from RefSeq and is a predicted model, not a curated record. Gene Ontology annotation, biological process: potassium ion transmembrane transport. Gene Ontology annotation, cellular component: membrane. Gene Ontology annotation, molecular function: potassium channel activity; identical protein binding.
UUGGAAGUAUGGUACAUGAAGUACAAAUGUCCAACAGACCGCGGGCUCAUUCCUUGUUUGCCGGUGAAAAAGGCAAACAUUUCAAACUGUAGCGCCAUGGAUAGCAUUUACCCGCUUUUUCAAGAAUGGUCAGCGCGAUUUGUACAGAUUCCCAUGUUCCCUGUUCUUCAAUGCGUUCAUUUUACAAUUGUUAGUCUAAAAUUACGGAUGAAAUUAGGGACUGGUUUUGCCCAAAGUAACCCUUUAGCUUGCUGGAUCUCGGCAGUCAUAUCAAACUUCGCCGGGUCAUUUUUAAUCAGCUUCUUUUUGGGUCUUCCCAUGGUACUACCACUGAAGGAUGUUAGAGCUGUCGCAGCUAUGACCACUAUAUGGUAUUUAGUGUUUUAUUGUCCAUUUGACAUCUUCAACAAGUUUUUCAUGUUGCAGCCAGCCUGGUUAUCUCUAGUGGUUCUAAAAGAGGCCCACAGAGCCAAAGCGAUCCUUGGAGGUGUGUCUAUGGGGCUAGAGCAUUAUCCCACAGAUCUGCUGGUAGUUGUUCUUGUCGGCAUCUUUAAAGGAGCUGGUGCACUGCUUGUUCAACCAGUAGCAGCAGUUGUUCAAGGAUCUCUAGAUGUCACUUCACAUGAAGCCUUGAAACCCUCAUUUACCACCAAGGCCUCCAUUGUUGCUAGCAUAUUGUACACACUGGUACUCAAGGGGAUCAUUUCCAUUUCAACAGAGUGCCUCUGUUUUGGCGUGUUUCUUGUCUUUGCUCUUAUAAAGGUCUCUCUUCACGUUAUGGAUGCUCAGGACCCAUUCCUGCAUGUGGAGAAAGCUUUGUCACCUUUCUGCUUUGGCUCUCCAAAAGAAACGGCCAGCACUUCGGAUAGCAAGAAGAAGAAGGAAUAGAAAGCUCUUGCACAUAGAUAUGCUUUUUUAUUUUAACUCCUAUAAGCACAAAACCUUUUCAUCAUCAUAAGACUUUAUUUAUUCCAAAAACAGUAUAGAUGCUUAGUUUAAUACACGUUUACUCUUAUGCAUUCACAUCCCGAAAUGUAUCAAAACACUAACUUAUUAAUAAAACUAUUAAAAAUAUUAAAUAUUAAAAAA